Cynara cardunculus var. scolymus (artichoke) is the source of this 669-nucleotide messenger RNA. RefSeq lists its product as uncharacterized. The transcript has 2 exons. Bases 12 to 428 code for a protein of 138 amino acids. The record is from RefSeq and is a predicted model, not a curated record. Lineage: Eukaryota; Viridiplantae; Streptophyta; Magnoliopsida; Asterales; Asteraceae.
GGGGGUGGAUAAUGGUGAUGGCGAGCUUCACAGUAACCCCCAACUCAAUUUCAUCCUCCCUCCUCCGCCUUCAGUCUUCAGUGCCAUCGCAGAUUUCCCCACUUUUACCGAGUUAUCAGCAACAAUUGGGUGGUAGUUGCCGCAGAAGCAGAGGUUCAUUGGUGGUGACACGAGGGGGACCACCAGGAACCAGCACUUACAUCUUCGCAUUCGUCUUUCCACUUUCUCUCCUUGCUGUAACAAUCUUCACUGCCAUCAGAAUCUCUGACAAACUCGACAAAGACUUCUACGAGGAGAUGGCAGUUAAUCAAUCAAUAUUAGAAGCGGAGGAUGAGGAUGAAGAUGUUUCAACUCCAACCAAUGAAGAGCCUCCUCGUCCACGAACUCGCAACCGGCCCAAACGAGAAGCUGAGGCUCCAGGAAGGUAGUUUCUUUUAGGCAGGACAAACAGAUUGGUGUUUUACAAAAUUGAAUUCACGCUGUUAAUCUUCAUUACUCUGAUAUUAUGCUUGAUUCAACAUAAUCUUGUAAUCUAAGUCCAAUUAUAUGUAUAGUUCUGUGAUUAAGAACUUGUGGAAAUAUUUUAAACAUGUCAUGCAGAAGUCUCUUCUGGUGCUCUCUUUUGGUACACUGUUUAAUAGUACUAAAGAACUUUAUCCUAAUUUGAGA